Molecule: messenger RNA, 1491 nt
Organism: Lepisosteus oculatus (spotted gar)
Lineage: Eukaryota; Metazoa; Chordata; Actinopteri; Semionotiformes; Lepisosteidae
Gene: nme7
Product: NME/NM23 family member 7
Biological process (GO): CTP biosynthetic process; UTP biosynthetic process; GTP biosynthetic process
Cellular component (GO): centrosome
Molecular function (GO): ATP binding; nucleoside diphosphate kinase activity
Source: RefSeq, a predicted model, not a curated record
CUAGCGACUGUAAUGUUUACUUCUACAGCACUUGGAUACACAGCAUUCAUAAUGAAGUGGUAAAGAGCUUCCUACUGUCGUCGUAAACAGAUUUUGUUCUGAAGGGACAUUCAGCAUUGUUUCACAACAGUUGUUAACAGAUCUACAGAUCUGCAGCGGCAGUGUAUUAAUUGGGGACGAAUCCCUGAGGUAUCCACGUACACGUAUGUAAAUAACUUCGUCUCGUAUUCUGUAUGAUCAUAACCGAAUAAAGUCAGGUCCUGCCGUUAAGAUCCAGCGGAGGACGACGCAUUCCUGCAGGAUGCAAGGCUUUUCAGAGAGUCAAGAAGAACGCUUUUCAUUUCUUGCAGAAUGGUAUGAUCCCAAUGCUGCCCUCCUUCGACGUUAUCAGCUUCUGUUUUACCCCAAAGAUGGGUCAGUGGAAAUGUUUGAUGUAAAAAAUCAACGCACUUUUCUAAGAAGGACGAAGUAUGAUGAGCUGUGUCAAGAAGAUCUCUUUGUGGGCAACCGUGUGAUUGUGUUUUCACGUCAGCUUGAGCUGAUAGGGUAUGGGGACCAGUACACGGCAGGAAAGAUGGGCAGCAAAAAAGAAAGAACUCUUGCUAUAAUAAAGCCUGAUGCACUGAUCAAGAUGGGCGACAUAAUUCAGAUGAUAUAUGAUGCAGGCCUGAUGAUAAUCAAAGCAAAAAUGUCCAAAGUGUCAUGGAAAGAGGCAAUGGACUUUUAUGCAGAACAUCAGUCAAAGUCUUUCUUCAAUAAUCUCAUGCAGUUUAUGACCUCUGGCCCUGUUGUUGCCAUGGAGAUAAUGGGGGAUGAGGCCGUGGCUGCCUGGAGGAGACUCUUGGGACCAACCGAUUCAAGUGUGGCUCGCAAUGAAGCACCAAACAGCGUGAGGGCAAAGUUUGGCACAGAUGGCACCAAGAAUGCUGGGCAUGGGUCCGAUUCACUUGCCUCAGCAGCAAGGGAGCUGGAAUUAUUCUUCCCAUCAACUACUGGUCGUGGCCCUUCCAACACUGCAAGAUUCACAGAUUGCACGUGCUGUGUUAUUAAGCCACACGCUAUCGCAGAAGCUCUAACUGGGAAGAUUCUGAAUGCUAUUGGUGAAGCAGGAUUUGAAAUUUCAGCUUUACAAAUGUUCACUAUGGAUCGAGCCAAUGCUGAAGAAUUUUUUGAAGUUUAUAAAGGAGUUGUGGCAGAGUACACUAGUAUGGUAGCUGAGCUGUGCUCGGGACCUUGUAUGGCAUUAGAAAUCCGUGGAACAGAGGCACCAAGGACAUUUCGAGAAUUCUGCGGGCCUGCUGACCCUGAAAUAGCUCGUCAUCUCCGUCCCGAUACUCUGCGAGCUAUCUUUGGCAAAAGCAAAGUACAGAAUGCAGUGCAUUGUACAGACCUGCCUGAGGAUGGCAUUUUGGAGGUACAAUACUUUUUCAAGAUACUGGAUGGAUGAAGAUACUUCAGUGUUAUUUUGUCAAAUAAAAACCACAAAGCUUU